Lactuca virosa is the source of this 1018-nucleotide messenger RNA. The record is from the annotation of a GenBank genome assembly. NCBI's taxonomy places the organism in Eukaryota, Viridiplantae, Streptophyta, Magnoliopsida, Asterales, Asteraceae.
AUGCGUCUUCUCUUUUUCGUCUUGUGUCUCUUGCUGGUGGCCAUCUCCGCCUCAGCGCCACCACUCCAGCCGGGAUCCUACGCCAAAUCCUGCCCAAACGCAGAGCUCAUCGUCAGAGAUGUCAUGAAGAAGGCGAUGAUCAGAAAACCCAGAAGUGGAGCUUCUGUCAUGCGGCUUCAAUUCCAUGAUUGUUUCGUUAACGUUGUGACGGGUCGCUGUUGUUGGAUGAUACUCCGACCAUGCUUGGGGAGAAACUCUCUUUACAUCAUUAUCUUUGCCUCUAGAGAUGCUGUUGCUUUGAGUGGAGGUCCGCAUUGGGAAGUGAAAUUGGGAAGAAAAGACAGUUUAACGGCAAGCCAAAAAGAUUCUGAUGAUAUAACGCCGAGUCCGAGAGCCAACGCAAGUUCCCUCAUCGAUCUUUUCGCCAAAUUCGAUCUCUCAGUGAAAGAUCUCGUAUCCCUUUCCGGUUCUCACUCCAUUGGAAACGGCCGUUGCUUCUCUGUCGUCUUCCGGCUAUACAACCAUUCAGGCACCGGCUGCCCAGAUCCCACCAUCGAGCCUAAGUUCCGGCAAAAGUUAGACAAGCUUUGCCCUCUUGGAGGAGAUGGGAAUGUCACCGGCGAUUUGGACUUUACGCCUCAUGUUUUUGAUAAUCAGUACUUUAAAGAUUUGGUGAACGGAAGAGGGUUUCUUAAUUCCGAUGAAACGUUGUUUACUUUUCCGGAAACGAGAGGGUAUGUGAGAAGGUAUAGUGAGGAUGAAUCAGAGUUUUUUAGGGAUUUUGUCGAUGGGAUGAUAAUGAUGGGGGACUUGCAGUCGGGGCGGCCGGGGGAAAUUCGGAGGAAUUGUAGGGUGGUUAAUGACCCGCCGCCGGUGAAGGUGGUGGUCAGGGGAUUCCAGGAUAGGAAAAUCUUGAGCCGGUGAUUUGUGAUGUCGUCUUAAAUACGAGUAUAAUUUAUAUCUGCUAAAAGUGCUACAUAUGUUCUCAGAUUAGUCAAUGCGUUUCAUAAUAUGACGC